AGUGACCGACCGAAGUGUCGUGUGGGCCACCGACACUGGCGCAGACAGAGUCACGUGGUCCGUUUAAAUCUCCCAGCUGUCUCGCACGUAGAGAAUUCUAUGGUUGAGGCUCGAUAAGAUCUAACUUGCGUCUGAGCUAAAGAUGGCGGACGGAGAGAAUGCGCUCCUGGAUCCCAGCGCCAGGGUCUCUGAUACGGGAGAGCCCCUGUCCAAAAAGCCCAAGUUAGGCGUGACGAUGGGAUGUGGGGUAAAAACCUGUCGGACAGAGCAGGGAACGGGAGAGGCUCGGGCGGCGGAGGUAGCUGAGCGGGCGGAAGGGGAGAGGAAGGUUGAGGCGGUGGCGGUGGUGGUGGGGCAGGCCACGGCUCCAUCAGGCGGAGACAAUGAGCUGGUUUCGGAGCUCGAUGGAGAGCCGCUGAAUCAGGAAGAGAAGGCGCUGGUCGACGGACCCACUACGGAGCUACCAGGUGUACCUCCCAAUGGAUGUCAUCCUCACGACUGUGACGGCGACGAUGAUGAUGACGACGACGACGAUGGUGAGGAUGAUAAUGACGACAGAUCUUCACGAGCAAGUUCAAGCGAUUGGACACCUCAACCGCAGAUAGGUUCUUAUAGUUUUAUUCAGCAACACAUCAUGAGAGAAACCGACCCCCGAACAAUUUUGAAGGACCUCCUUCCAGAAACCGUUCUUCCACCCGACCUUGAUGACAUGACCCUCUGGCAGAUAAUUAUCAACAUCUCAGAACCCCCCAAAAGAAAGAAGCGCAAAGAUCUGAACACCUUGGAAGAUGUGGUCAGGCUACUGCAGGAGUCCAAAAGGAUUCUGGUCUUAACAGGUGCUGGGGUGUCCGUGUCAUGUGGAAUACCUGACUUUCGAUCCAGAGAUGGCAUUUAUGCCAGGCUUGCUAAAGAUUUCCCUGAUCUUCCAGACCCUCAAGCAAUGUUUGACAUCGAAUAUUUCAGGAGAGACCCAAGGCCUUUUUUUAAAUUUGCAAAGGAGAUCUUCCCGGGACAGUUCCAGCCAUCGCCGUGCCACAAAUUCAUUUCGAUGCUGGAUAAGGAAGGGAAGCUUCUUCGGAAUUACACGCAGAACAUUGACACGCUCGAGCAGGUGGCGGGCGUGCGGAGGAUCAUACAGUGUCACGGCUCCUUUGCCACAGCUUCCUGCCUCAUCUGCAAGUACAAAGUCGACUGUGAAGCAAUUAGAGAAGACAUCUUUAAUCAGGUUGUACCACACUGUCCAAGGUGUCCCGACUUCCCCUUGGCGAUCAUGAAGCCCGAUAUAGUCUUCUUUGGAGAAAACCUGCCAGAGCAGUUUCACAGGGCAAUGAAACGGGACAAAGAUGAAGUCGACCUGCUCAUCGUCAUUGGGUCUUCUCUUAAGGUGCGACCGGUGGCACUUAUCCCAAGCUCGAUCCCACACGAAGUGCCUCAGAUUCUGAUCAACAGAGAGCAACUUUCUCACCUGAACUUUGACGUGGAGCUUCUGGGGGACUGCGAUGUCAUCAUAAACGAACUGUGCCACAGGUUGGGUGGGGACUACAAGCAGCUGUGCUUCAACCCUUUAAGACUGAGUGAAAUCACGGAGAAACCCCCGCGGCCUCAGAGAGACCUUACCGCGGAUCCCGCCUGCGACGCCACGCCAAACUCCCCGCAGCUCGGCGAGAGGGAAACGGGCCGGUCGAAACCGACCUCCGCCGAACCCGUGGAGGAUGCAGAGGGGCGCUUACCCCCCAAGGCCUCGCCCCCUCCAGAGGAUGUAACAGACAGCCACCCGAACACUAGGACACAGUCCCCCGAACACGAGGACAACGAAAGCCUCGAGCCGCCACUUGGAGACGUCCACACAGAUGACGCCUUUAGGUUGAAGGACAGGAAUCCAAAAAUUGAGGGGCACAGAAGAUGCUGGCUGAGCCGAGUUGGCAGGAGUCCAAUCAGCAAGCGCCUCGAAUCCUGUCAAUACCUGUUUCAAGCUCCAAACCACUACAUCUUCCAUGGGGCCGAGGUCUACUCGAACUCGGAGGACGAGACGUCCAGCUCGUGCGGCAGCGAGAGCGAGGGGUCCUUCUGCAGCCGCAGCCCGCUGGAGGAGGAGGAGGACAGCGACGCAGACGAGCUGUACGGCGCCACCACCGCCGACGAGGAGCAGGAGGCCAGGGAGGAGGGUCUGAGAGACACGCUGCCACUAAAACAAGCUAGCGGGGGCUUCCCUUCUGCGGUACAGUCGGAUAGAGCAGCCGAGGAUGUCCCAAACGCAGCACAGACGGACAGUGCGGCCGAGGAUGUCCCAAACGCAGCACAGACAGUCAGUGCGGCCGAGGAUGUCCCAAACGCAGCACAGACGGACAGUGCGGCCGAGGAUGUCCCAAACGCAGCACAGACAGUCAGUGCGGCCGAGGAUGUCCCAAACGCAGCACAGACGGACAGUGCGGCCGAGGAUGUCCCAAACGCAGCACAGACAGUCAGUGCGGCCGAGGAUGUCCCAAACGCAGCACAGACAGUCAGUACGGCCGAGGAUGUCCCAAACGCAGCACAGACAGUCAGUGCGGCCGAGGAUGUCCCAAACGCAGCACAGACAGUCAGUGCGGCCGAGGAUGUCCCAAAUGCAGCACAGACAGAGAGCGUGGCCGAGGAUGUCCCAGACGCAGCACAGACAUUCAGUGUGGCCGAGGAUGUCCCAAACGCAGCACAGACAGACAGCGUGGCCGAGGAUGUCCCAAACGCAGCACAGACAGACAGCGUGGCCGAGGAUGUCCCAAACGCAGCACAGAUUUGAGAACGAACUCAUCAGACGUCACCAUUUUAGCGACAACGUGUCUACAGGCAUUAAAACGGCAUGGGAUACACACGUGCACGCUCGUCCUCUGACCCUGGACCACGCAGCAGGGUCGACGCGUGUCCUUGAGUGUGGAGGCGAGGGGUGGUGGGAUUAUAUCGCUCGUAGCCGCAUUGGCGGCGUGAGCGUUACAGAAGCUACGCGACGAUCUGUCACAGGACCUUUUGGACCAAGUAAUAUGAACACUGACCGCUGCAAGUUUUUGAGACCUGUAGACUGCUGUAGAAACCUUGUGUCCUGGUACUGUUGGAAUAGGCUCCAGAACUUCCUCAACGAAUAAGGAGGUGUGAAACUGUCAUUAAAGCUAAAGAAGAUCUAAAUUAA
Molecule: messenger RNA, 3160 nt
Organism: Anguilla rostrata (American eel)
Lineage: Eukaryota; Metazoa; Chordata; Actinopteri; Anguilliformes; Anguillidae
Gene: sirt1
Product: sirtuin 1
Exons: 9
Coding region: 143-2776 (877 amino acids)
Biological process (GO): negative regulation of DNA-templated transcription
Cellular component (GO): nucleoplasm; nucleus; nuclear inner membrane
Molecular function (GO): p53 binding; transcription corepressor activity; NAD+ binding
Source: RefSeq, a predicted model, not a curated record